UGUCGCUUGACCCCUUCGAUAUCGUCGAGAGUUUUGGCUUCUUUUCCACCUUGGUCGUACAAAGAUGCCUCGAAUUACUCGCAGUGCUCAGAAACAAAUCGAAUUUCGUUGUCAGAAGACUCGAUCACAGCAGAAGAAGAACGAAGGAACGAUCGCGGCAAGUCGAAGCAAACACACACGAGAAUGUUCGAUCUCACCGAGAAAACGCCGCGAUCCCGCGAAGGCUUGUCAAACACCGGUUUCCGUAUCCCCGAAGAAGAGAAAGAACAAUGAUGGAAAGGUUAGAGACGUUGUUUCCAGCGAUGAAGAGAACUCUGAUCCAAAACAGAAGCUUUCGUUUGCAGGGCUUGAUUCACCAAAGACAACACCAAGAAACCAAGCAAGAUUCAAGAGUAAAAAUGCUGGUCUUAAAGAGGGGUCAGAACCAAGGAAAAUAAUCUCGCUUGCUCGUCAGGAUGGUCAGCAAUAUUCAAAAGUAAGAAGGGCUCUUCAUUCUUCACAUCCUAAUAACUUGCUGUGUCGAGAGAAAGAGAUCACAGAAAUAAGAAAAUUUCUACAGAAUCAUCUGCUUAAGGGAAAACCAGGAAGUCUGUACAUAUCAGGUGCUCCUGGCACAGGAAAGACAGCUUGUUUGACAAAGAUUAUGUUUGAAAUGAAGGAUGACAUCAGAAAAUGCCAAGUUAUCUUUGUGAACUGCAUGGCACUUAAACAACCUCAAGACAUUUUCAAGAAGAUAGCAGUUGAAUUAGUGGGAGAAGACCAGUGUCCAGCAAAAACUUCACAAAAAUUCCUUGAAGAGGAAUUUUCUUCAUCAGCUGCAACAAGAAUCCUUAUCUUAGAUGAAAUGGAUCAACUUGAAUCAAAACAUCAGGAAAUUCUUUACACUAUGUUUGAAUGGCCCUCUCUGCCAAAAUCAAAGCUAAUUCUAAUUGGGAUUGCAAAUGCCUUGGAUUUGACUGACAGGAUUCUUCCAAGACUACAAGCUAGACCUAAAUGCAAACCAGAGCUUCUUCACUUUGCACCUUACACAAAGGAACAGAUUGUACAAAUUAUAAAGGACAGAUUGACAACGGUGGAUGAUGGAAAUAACAUUCUUGAUGCUUCAGCUGUGCAGUUUUGCGCAAGAAAGGUGUCGGCCAUGGCAGGUGACAUGAGAAAAGCCCUAGAUAUCUGCAGGCGAGCAGUUGAAGUGGUAGAAUCUGGGGAAAGAAAGCAACAGAUUUUACAACCAGUUGGAAAAGCUGAAUCUCCCUCAAAAAAGCUUGAAACUCCACCAAAGCCUAAAAAGGUUGGAAUUUCUCAGAUUGCUAGUGUUGUAGCAGAAGUUUAUGGAUCUCGUCUGGUCUCUGGCCCUGGAAGUGAACAGCCAACAAUACCACUGCAACAGAAGCUUCUUAUCUGCACGUUUUUGUUGAUGACAAAGGAACGCAACACCAAAGAAGUUGUUUUAGGAAAGUUUCACGACACUUACUGUAAAAUCUGUACCAAGAGAAAAGUCUCCCAUCUUGGUCAGGAGGAUUUUCUUGGACUGUGUAACAUCCUUGAGACCAGAGGACUUCUUGGAAUGAAAAGAGCUAAAGACACAAGGAUGAUGAAGGUGACCCUAAAAAUUGAUGAAAAAGAGGUUGACUAUGCGUUACAAGACAAAACAUUACUGUCUUCAAUUCUACAGGAAGGAAUGCCAACAUCUUCUAAGAAAUAAAUUUAAGAUGGCAAAUUUGAAUUUGAAGUUAUUUGCACUUUUUUUUAUAAAAACUUGUUAGAUAAUUUUCUCGAAAGACCAUUUUAUUUCAUUCAAAUGUUUUGCUUCAAUUUGGAUUUAUUUUAAAGUUACCCUUAUUUAAACUGAGUCUUUGAGAGCCAGUAAAAAAUUUUUUGUAACUAUAUAAAGAAUGCAUUAAUUUUAUUUUCAAGUAAAAAAUUUCUGUGACCUGAGGGACUGAUCAUUAUUUAUAGUCAGGGGUAGGGGGGGGUCAGAGGAUUAUGAUUUGCCAAGGACCUCAUUGGACUCUGUAGUAUUUUGAUGAUUCCCCUUUGUUAGCUGUCAAUUUUGUACAGCCCUCCCAUUAUACUCUGUUAGUGACAACUGAUCCUCCCCUCAGUCCCCCCUGGAAAACCAUGUGAUCCCCAAAAUCCUCUGACUCCCCUCCCCCCCCCUCCACCUCACUAGGUGAUAAAUCUUGACUGUUUCCUUAUAGCAGCUUAUUCAUAAAGCCUCUUCAGUCUACCCAAACAGGGCUUAUGUUUUUAAUUGAAACUAUUUUAAAUAUAAUUUCUCCUAGCUAUUAUGAGUAGGUUCAAGA
Molecule: messenger RNA, 2303 nt
Organism: Pocillopora verrucosa
Lineage: Eukaryota; Metazoa; Cnidaria; Anthozoa; Scleractinia; Pocilloporidae
Product: cell division control protein 6 homolog
Biological process (GO): DNA replication initiation; mitotic DNA replication checkpoint signaling; cell division
Cellular component (GO): nucleus
Molecular function (GO): DNA replication origin binding; ATP hydrolysis activity
Source: RefSeq, a predicted model, not a curated record